This is a messenger RNA of Tachysurus fulvidraco (yellow catfish), 3180 nucleotides long. Its product is annotated as transmembrane protein 94-like. The coding region runs from base 338 to 3082 and encodes 914 amino acids. NCBI's taxonomy places the organism in Eukaryota, Metazoa, Chordata, Actinopteri, Siluriformes, Bagridae. The transcript has 23 exons. The record is from RefSeq and is a predicted model, not a curated record. Gene Ontology annotation, molecular function: nucleotide binding.
GGCAAACGUGCUAACCACUAAGCCCCCGUGCCCCCUAAGCUAAGAUCUUUACUGCUAAUCUCUCACAUGCUAACUAGCUGACAACACAAACGGGCUGAAUGCUAUUCUUUAUCUGUCACAAUGUUAAUAUGAAGUGCUAAAGGUAAAUAGAUUAGAGUCAAGGACAUAAAAUCACAUCAAGUUUGAUUAUAUAAAAAGAAAACAGAUUUCUUCAGCAUCUCUUCCUUCACUCAGGAGGUGUUUGGAGCUUUCUCAGCACAGACCUGUUUCUGUGUUGGAUAACGAACGCUUUACAGUGCAGACGUUACUCGAGAGAGGUCCUGCUCCACUAGCUUUGAUGGCGUUGUUGGUGCUGAACACACUGCGUUACAUUCUGGGGGCUCCUGGAGUCGGACCGUGGCAUGUUACACUACUGCAGCUACCAGUAAAUGGCAUCCUUCCCCUUUUACCCCUGACCUUCCCGUUGCUAUGGUUUCUGGUGGGAAUAUAUGGGGAAGUGCGAGUCCUCCUUCAUAUGGACCCUCAGCCAACAGCCUUAUGGGAAGUGUGGAAGCUGACAUGCAGGAAGUACGUCUCUGUGCUGUUUGGACGAUCUUCAGCGCUUUGUUACACAGCGAGUCUCCUACACAACCUGGGCUCCGUUACUGUAUUAUGCUGUGUUGAUAAACAAGGCAUCCUGUCUUGGCCGAGUCCAAACCCAGAGAAGAUUUUGUUCUUUAGCACGUCGCUGUCCUCCGAGAGAACGAAACAGAAAGCUAAAGACAGAGAGAAGCUGAGAGAUGACAGGAUCGUGCCACGCCCCCACUGUGGUCUGGAGAUGCUGAGUCUCUCUCUGAACCUGACGGGCUUUGAUGACACUCGGGUGCAGUUUGAUGACAUGCAGUGGGAGCGCCACGCCCCUUCUCUACGCCCGCUUGGUUUGGCCAUCCAGCUGCUGCUUGGCAAUGCCACCGUGGCGACACGUGUACUCCGCCUCUCAGAUCACCUCACCCAGGCUGCACUGCUGCGCACACGCCCACCCUGCCAGCCGGUCCGCCCACCCUGGGGCCUCUGCCAGCUCCCAAAGCUUCUGGGGUUCUCUCCUUUAGCCCGGGAGCCAUUCCAACAGAGGAUGAGCGUAGCUGCCUACACCCUACCCACAAUCCCUUGCCCUGGAGAGCCAGGGCUGAUCGCCCCGCCCCCUGUUUCCAUGAGACGCCUCCCGUUCUCACAUCUCAUCGCCCUGCUGGUGCACCACGCACACACUGGUGAAUUCCAGCUGUUUUCUUACGGCUCCGCUGAUGCAGUCCUCAGCACAUGCUCGGAAUUCUGGAACGGAGAAGAUCUUGAGAUCCUGACAGACUCGGACAGAAAGAAGGUGGUGGAUUUUUACCAGCGCUCCUGCAUGGCAGGUCAUUGUGUCGCCGUGUCCUUCAAACCGCUGCUUCAACCUCACGAUCCUGAGAUAGACGGGAUGUGUGUAGAACUUCCACCGAGUCUGAGCAGCGAAGACGCAGAGGAUGUGUUCUUGUCUCCCCUCAAGCAGCAGGUAUUCCUUGGCCUGGUUUCUUCUCAGUACCAGGUGAGACCUGACAUGGUCAGACUAAUCUCUGGACUCGACAGUGCGUGCAUUCGCUUCGUUUAUUUCUCAAAUGAGGAGGAAGUUCGGAGCAAGGUGUUUGCUGAAAAGAUGGGAUUAGAGACCGGUUGGAACUGUCACAUCUCUCUGCAGUCAGAAUGUUUUCCUCUCGAUCCAGAAAAUAUUCAUCUAACAGAAAGAGACGAAGAGGAAUCUCAUCUGAUUGGGGAGUGUGUGAGAGAGGAGGCGGAGUCAAGGUCAAUGGAGCACGAGAGUGCAUGUCUGAUUGAAGAUCUAAACAGGGCCAAGCUGCCGAAAGGUAUUGAGAACGUUCGGCCUCACCUGGAGAACAUUGAUAAUGUCCCACUGCUGGUUCCUUUAUUUACAGACUGCACAUCUCAGACCGAGUGUGAGAUGGUGUGCAUCAUGCAGGAAUAUGGAGAAGUUGUGUGUUGUCUUGGCAGCAGCCAGAACAUCAACAACAACGCCAUCUUCCUUCAGAGUGACAUCAGCAUCGCACUGGAGCCGCUGGUCCCCGUGUGCUGUCCCUCCAGUAACCACGUCCACCCAAAGACUCCGAACAAAGCGAGCGGCUUGAGUCUGUAUCAGCUCUCCAGCGCCAUCUGUGGGUUAGCGUGUACUGUGCAGCUGCACCGUCAGGACAAUAACGUGGUCAUCAGACUCAUCAGACAGGCUCGCCACACCACGGCUGGGAUCAGGAAGUGCUUCCUGUUUCUGCUUCAGUGUCAGCUCUCGCUCGUUCUCAUACAGAUUUUGGCAUGUAUGUGUCAACUGCCUCCUCCUCUGGCUACCAGUGAUGUUCUUCUUCUCUCAUGUUUUUAUUACCCCUUGCUCAGUGUGUCACUGCUGGGGAAACCGUCUGACAGCUCCAUCAUGAAGGUUCCUACAGGGAAAAAUCUCAGCUUCCUCCCAAAAAAGACGCUGCGAUUCUUCGUGCUGUGUUUCUCGGUGAAGUUCGGCCUGACCGUCUGCAUCUAUUUAACGUGUUUUGGUCUUUUACUGCACGCUUUCUGCCUGGAUGUAAACCACGAGGAGGAGAAACUCUGUUACCCGACAGCUCUGCUCACGAAUUCCACGGUGUGGUCCCCGGACUGGUUUGGGAAACACUCGGAUGGUCUUUCUCUGGGACAGAAAGUCAUUUCCUUGCUCACGCUUCUCUACGCAAUGUGUACAUCAGUCAGUCAUGUUCAUCGGUCAGCACCCUUGUGGAAACAAAACCCUCUGAGUAACAGAAGCUGGUGUGUCGUCAUCUGUACACUUCCCAUCCUGAGUGUCUCCAUAGCAACCAGUUCCCGCCUCCUCUGGCAUGACCCCGCCCCUCACCACACUUUCUACAUCAGUGAUGUACCGCUGGUCACCUGGUUGCUAGGAAUCCUGUGGCUCCUCCCCCUCAUAUUUAUUAACGAGGGAAUAAAGCUGCAUGAGAUACGGAUGAGGGUGAGGUACCAGAAGAGGCAGAAGCUGCAAUUUGACACCAAACUUGGAAUGAAUUCUCCUUUCUGACCAACACACAGACACACACACACACAGACACAGACACACACACACACACACACACACACACACACACACACACACACACACACACACACACACACACA